This is a messenger RNA of Saccostrea echinata, 3315 nucleotides long. Its product is annotated as TELO2-interacting protein 1 homolog. NCBI's taxonomy places the organism in Eukaryota, Metazoa, Mollusca, Bivalvia, Ostreida, Ostreidae. The record is from RefSeq and is a predicted model, not a curated record. The transcript has 25 exons. Gene Ontology annotation, biological process: chromatin remodeling. The coding region runs from base 82 to 3300 and encodes 1072 amino acids. Gene Ontology annotation, cellular component: cytoplasm.
AGAAGUAAGUCUGCUGACUUUGUAUUUGGAGAAAAUGAUGAUUAGAAUAAGCAGUGGAACGUCAUACUCCAGAAAAGCAUAAUGGAAGCAUGUAAUUGUUAUCGCCAACUGGCCCUUGACAAACUAAGGCCUUUGUGUGUUAAGCUCAGCAAUGAUCAUUCCAGAAAAAAUAUUAGUGCUUUAACAAAAGCUUUGGAGGAAAUUGAUAGUGGAUACAUACAGGACCUGCAAGAAUAUUUGCUUUACCCUUUAAGAAUGAUAUUGAAAGAGUCCACUAAAUAUUCUGAAGAUUUUUACACAGAUCUGUUCACGCUGAUGGAGAAAAUCCUUGGAUGUACUAGAGUUUGGAAAUGGGAGCUGUUUACUGACAUCUUUACACUUUCUUGCAUCAUGAUCAGCUCACCUUCAGAACAGGGGGAGGGUUGUGGCAAAGCCACAGCAAAAUCAGAGGAUCUGAAGGCAGCAGUUGUACAGAAUAUUAAGACACUGGUGUCUAAAUCCGACUACAGCAUCAUCCAAAAAUUGUUCUCAAUCCAGAGUCUCCCAGUCCUUGGUUUAGCAGUGUCUAUUUUGUUAGACCUAGCAGACACUGAAAAGUGCAGAUCUCUCAAAGUAUCUGCCAUUAAAUGUCUAACAGAGCUUAGUCAAGUGGAUGGCAAAUACUGCAAUAAAGUGCGGGUGAUGUUAGGAGACACGUUUGCCUCAUUCUUGCCUGGAAUCACCAUUACACUGUGUAAGAUUAUCACCGGUGAUCAGAAACAGGGACACAGUGUUAUAGCAACUGCAAUAUAUGCCUGGACUAAAAUAGUAGGCCUCACAAUGGAUGACAUCUUGAUAGAAGAGAGUCAGAAGAAAGUCCAGCCUUCAAUAACAGUGACAGAGCCAGUUGAUGAGAAAAUCAAGAAGCUUGCCAUCAAAAGAGAUUCCACUUGGGUAGAAAUUACUGGGAAUAAGAUAAACUUACUAGUGAAGCAGAUCUGUAAGGUCAGGGGUCAUUCUAACUGGAAGGUCAGAAUGGCAUUAGCAGAGUCAGCGGGAAGCUUACUACAGGGGUGCACAAGAUCUCUUCACUCCUCCAUCCCUGAUUUUUUGGAGAUCCUAGUGGGGCUUAUUAGUGAUGAAUAUCCCAAUGUUGCCAACAAAAGCAGGAAAAUCCUGAACAUAUUCACCCACACCCACCUCGGGACCGAGUGUCGCCCUCUGGUGGAAAUGUUGGAGGAAAACUUACACAAUCUCUCCAUGUCUUUGCCCAGAAUUAUCCGCUCAGUUGAUGAAGACAGGAAAUAUUCAGCUCUCUCUCUGAUGUCAGGCUACAUUGAUUUGUUAGGAUGUGAUAUAAACCACCUUCUGAUGUCGUCCUCGCAUCUGAAGCGUUUAUCUGUAUCACUCAUUCAGGUGUUUGAACUAGACACAACAGACAUCAAAAUAAUUGAAGAAAGAACUAGCUGGAUUGGACAUAAUGCUGAUUUUAUUUCUCCUGUCCAUGUACCUGACGUAAUCAAACCCAGGAAGAAUUUCAAACAUUUCCAUGAUAAGAAAAUCGAGAAAGAACUUAAAAAUAUUUGCAGAUUGCUGGGAUAUUAUGGCAGUAUUUCUUUAUUAGUGGACCACUUUCUGGACUUGUUUCAUGACUCAAUUUUACACAAAAUGCAGGCCACCAUGAUAAUCAAUGAGUUACUGAUGGGGGCAGCAGCUAUGGGAGUAAAUUCCUAUCAAGAGAGAGAUUUUGAAGAGAGAAGAGAGAGUAAUAUUGAGGAACUGGAGAGCAUUGUGGAAAUGUUAAUUGAUGAGUAUCUCUCUCCGUCUAAUUUGUGCCUUGUGACAAGUCCACACCACAAUCACUCGGUGAGAUCCACUCCUGAAAACAGACUGAUGGCUCUUGAACUAAUGACCAAGGAGACAGGAAGUAACCUUGCUACCUUCAACAGGAACAUUAUCCAGAUUUGCCUUUAUCUGGAGGGAAUUGGGUCAUUUGCAAAGGUACUUAAGGAUAGGUAUAUCCCCUUCCUGAUGAAGACUAUUUACCCACUACUGGAGAAGCUGGGGGACGAGACGGCCUACAUCAGCAGCACUGCCUACUUAGCCCUGUGUGACAUCUGUCAUGUCUGCCAAUACAAAUCAAUUGGAGAACUUGUGCAGCGUAAUGCUGAUUACCUGGUGAAUGCCAUCAGCUUGAGGCUGCGACAUUUUUAUGAGAACAAGAAGAGCCCCCUGGUUUUGAAAGUCAUGCUGCAGUACAGUAGCAGUGAUAUUUUACCUCUUAUCGAGGAUACAGUGCAAGAGAUUUUAGAGUCAUUAGAUGAUAAUUAUGAGCAGGAAGCAUUAUUGUUUCUGAGUGUUCUAAAUGAACUGGUGAAAGCUGUGCUGAGGUGGUUCAAAGAUAAUCCAGAUACAGAGAAGAAGCAACCAUCUCCCAGUCCACACAGGAUUGAUGAAAAUCUGGAUGUGGUAUCCUACAUUAAAGAAUUCCUACAUCUGAAGAAAGUAUCAGAAGGUGAUAUGUCUGAAAAUGAAAACUGCCCGGAUGAUGUGACUGAUGAGAAGGUUGAAGGUGAUGAGGAAAUGCAGACUGAUCAGAAAAAAGAACCACCACUACAUGUGAAAGCUGUAAAAGAGGUGUUGCUGAGAAGCAAGCAUCUCCUUUCCUCUAGAAAUCCCAGUGUAAGGCUCCUUACAUUGGACACCAUUGCCUCCUCCUGCCAAGCUUUACAUUCUCAUCAAGAUGAAUUACUGCCAUCAAUCCAUGAAAUAUGGCUACCAUUCACUGCCAGAUUUGUUGAUCAGGAAAAGCUUGUAACUAAAAAGGCUGUUGAGACAUUGGUUACCAUGGCUGAGUCUUCCGGUGAUUUUAUCUGUCGUCGUUGCACCAAGGAUGUGUUUCCUAAAAUGCUGACUUUCUUGGAAAAACAAGCAGAAAUCAGCAAGGGAUCCAGUAAAGCCUAUCUUUACACAGUAAACUUCAAACUACAGCAAUCCAUACUAUCUAGUAUUGGGAUGCUCUGUAAACAGCUUGGUGUCCAAGGAAACAUCCUUGACCUUGUAUCCUCUGUUUGUGUCCUUUAUCUCAGUGCCAGACAACCAAGUGUCCUGCAGAAGACUGCCUUGGAAACCUGUACAGUUCUGAUUUCCCUGGAUCCAGAUCCAAUGUGGCUUAGACUCUGUGAUUUGUACCACCCUAAGGAGUUCCUGUCAUAUGUGCCUUUAUUCAAACCAGUAAAGUUUAAAUCUUCCCCUGGAAAGAGAAAUGAAUUCACAGACAAUGUUGUCAAGUUAUUAAAACUUCCUGAAAUGGGCAGCUAAUAAAUAUAUUUUUAC